GGAGGAGCCGCGAAGGCGGCUCGAGGGCCGGGUGUCCGAGCCUGGGAAAGCCCCGCGGGGGAGGGGCGAUGGUUGGGAGGUAGGGUUUUGGGGAGGUGAAGCCAGAGUUAUUCCUGCCUCCGGUGAGGACCCUCCUCCGAGGGCCUCCCCACCAGUUGCCCAGUAGCGAUCCUCACCUCCGCCCCUAGGCUGGCUCCUAUUUCACCGGCUCCUGCAAUGACAGCUGGAGGGCCUAGGAGACAAAGUUCCCCGCUCUCCCCUCUGGUCUCCCACCCUCCACCCUCUCCCCAGAGAAUCGGUUGAUUCCUGACACCCCCAGGCAAGGGCCCUGGGGGGUGAGGAGCGCUGAAGGGCUGGUGCUGGUUCUGAGAGACCUGCAGGUGAGGGUGGCAGGCUGAUUUCCAGAGCUGACCUGAGCUUAGCUUGCAGAAAUGGCUUCAAGGCCUUCGCCUUGGUCCACCUUCAAAGGGUCUGUGGCCGGAUCCCCAGGAGGAGUUAUCCUGGGUUGCCAUGAGGGAGACCUUCGAGGCCCUCAGGUCCCUGGGACUCUCGGUGGGACAGCCGGAGAUGGCCCCCCAAAGUGAGCCUGGGGAAGAGUCCCAUAAUGCCCAGGAACAGAUGUCCCCUCCCCAGGAAGAGAGAGUGCUGGGCAAAUGCUCAGCGCCAGUGGGGAGCUCUGUCCAUCUCUGAUGUCUGCGGCGUCCUUGAGGUAGCCUGUUCUCUGCCAGGGCGCGAGGCCCCCAGACCAGAGGAAGGUGCCCACACUGAACAAGCUGAAGCUCCCUGCAGAGGAGGCCGGGCAUGUGCACCACGGAAGGCUGAGCCCAUGGGCUCCUGCCCAGGGGAGGAGUGGAUGCUUCGGAAGGUGAAGGUGGAGGAGGAGGUUCGGCAGGCAGAAGAGGAGGGGGAAUGGCCGCAGCGUCUGUCAUUACUCCCCAGCCCCUUCCCCGCACCUGACCUGGGGCCUCUGGCCGCCGCCUACAAGCUGGAGCCGGGGGCCCCAGGGCCACUGGGUGGGCUCGCGCUGGCGGGGUGGGUCCCGGCCUCGGAGAAGCCCUAUGGCUGCGGGGAGUGUGAGCGCCGCUUCCGGGACCAGCUGACCCUGCGGCUGCACCAGCGGCUGCACCGCGGCGAGGGCCCUUGCGCCUGCCCGGACUGCGGCCGCAGCUUCACGCAGCGCGCGCACAUGCUGCUCCACGAGCGCAGCCACCGCGGCGAGCGGCCCUUCCCGUGCUCCGAGUGCGGCAAGCGCUUCAGCAAGAAGGCCCACCUGACCCGCCACCUGCGCACGCACACGGGCGAGCGGCCCUACCCGUGCGCAGAGUGCGGCAAGCGCUUCAGCCAGAAGAUACACCUGGGCUCGCACCAGAAGACACACACGGGCGAGCGGCCCUUCCCCUGCCCCGAGUGCGAGAAGCGCUUUCGCAAGAAGACGCACCUGAUCCGCCACCAGCGCAUCCACACGGGCGAGAGGCCGUACCAGUGCACGCAGUGCGCGCGCAGCUUCACGCACAAGCAACACCUGGUGCGGCACCAGAGGGUCCACGAGGCGGCCGGCCGCGCCCCGUCCUCCCCCGACGCGCCCUUCUCGCCCACGUCCCCUGCCCCGUCCCCCACUCCGUCCCCUCCCGGGCCCAAGCCUUUCUCCUGCUCCGACUGCGGCCUGAGCUUCGGCUGGAAGAAGAACCUCGCCAUGCACCAGCGUCUGCACCGCGGCGAGGGGCGCCCUUUCGGGUGCGACGAGUGCGCACUGGGCGCCGCCGUGGACCCCGCCGCUGCCACCGAGCCCUUGGCCUGCGCGCCCCCGGGCGCUCCUGCGAGCCAGCGGUCCUUCCUCUGCCCGGACUGCGGGCGCGCCUUCGCCCACGGGCAGCACCUGGCGCGGCACCGGCGGGUGCACACGGGCGAACGGCCCUUCGCCUGCGCGCAGUGCGGCCGCCGCUUCGGCUCGCGGCCCAACCUGGUGGCCCACUCCAGGGCCCACAGCGGCGCCAGGCCCUUCGCCUGCGCGCAGUGCGGCCGCCGCUUCAGCCGCAAGUCGCACCUGGGCCGCCACCAGGCGGUGCACACGGGCAGUCGGCCCCACGCCUGUGCCGUGUGCGCCCGCAGCUUCAGCUCCAAAACCAACCUGGUCCGCCACCAGGCCGUCCACACGGGUUCCCGCCCCUUCUCCUGCCCUCAGUGCGGCAAGAGCUUCAGCCGCAAGACCCACCUGGCGCGACACCAGCGCAUCCACGGCGGCACCGCCGCCGACCCGACCUCCGAAUCUGACCUCUUGGCUCCCGCCUGGCCCACUCCCACCGAGGGGGCGGCAUCCCCUCUCUUUUUCUGAGCCUCGUUCUAGGCCGGACCCUGCCUUUGCCUUCUUUUGUUCCCUGGUUCCGGAGACCCACGCCCGACGACAUCUCCUGGGCGGAGGAGCACGACGGCCUGGACAGCCUCUGGCCAUUUUCCUUCCCUCUCUGUCUUGCUGGGGAGAAGUCUGGAAAGGAUAACCGGCUUUGACAUUCUGGGGCAAAAACAGAGCUGAGAGUGAAUCCUUGCUAGGAACAGUUUAGGCCGAGUUCCUGGAAAUCUCCCACCCAGAGACCCCAUCGGAAAGCAGACAUUUCCCAGACCACUCCUGACCAAAGACUGAGUCAGGAACCCCUACGAGGGAGGGAAAGAAUGGUGAUCUGUGUACUGAAAGUUUCAUUAAAAUUGCAAUCUGAAGGUUCUGGGGCUGUGAAAU
Messenger RNA from Balaenoptera acutorostrata (minke whale), 2731 nucleotides. It is a transcript of the gene ZNF467, whose product is annotated as zinc finger protein 467. The transcript has 5 exons. NCBI's taxonomy places the organism in Eukaryota, Metazoa, Chordata, Mammalia, Artiodactyla, Balaenopteridae. The record is from RefSeq and is a predicted model, not a curated record. Gene Ontology annotation, cellular component: nucleus. The coding region runs from base 605 to 2332 and encodes 575 amino acids.